AUGGCUACCGACGAAAACCUCUGGUCCAGCGUGCCCUGGCAAUCAUUCCCACCGAACUCAAAACCAUUAGCUUGGCAUAAACACCGUGUCCCCUACACGGAGCAGGCAAAUGCACUCCAGAACCUGGACGUCUGGAUUCCCACGUCGUCGUCGUCCCGUGAGCCAGCCAACCUCUCCUCGAUCAGGGGCCUCUGGGUAAUCUACAUCCACGGCGGGGCAUGGAGAGAUCCGCUCGUGACAUCGGCCUCAUUCACGCCCACGAUACGAUGUUUGCUGGGUCGAACGCAAUGGGACAACCCUUCAACCUCCAAAAUUGCGGCGUUCGCAUCGAUAAAUUACUCUCUCUCUCCGUACCCCAACCAUCCAACCGAUCCUUCACCGCCGAAAGACCCCUCUCGAGCCGCUGACCGAAGCCGCACCGCGAGACAUCCGGCGCACAUCCUCGACGUUCUCCAUGCCCUGGCUUUUCUCCAGCGCAAAGCGGGAUUCGGCGGCAAUUAUAUCCUGCUCGGCCACAGUUGCGGCGCGACGCUGACAAUUCAGGUCCUGAUGGACGCGACGAGAUGGGGAGAUGGAGCAGCUUCGGCUCUGAAGGGCGACAAACCCAGAGCCGCGUUGGGAUUGAACGGAUUGUAUGAUUUGCCUGGCCUCAUCCAGGAUCCGGGUGAGAAGCAUGCGCAUUUAAUUCCCAUAUAUGCCGAGUUCACGAAAGGGGCAUUUGGAGAGGACGAGACGGUGUGGAAGGACGUGAGCCCAGUGUCUGUGUCGGAUUGGACCAACGAAUGGGGACGGGCAGAGCGGGAAGUCGUCCUCGUCCAGAGUGGAGAGGAUACCUUGGUGCCCUAUCGGCAGUUGGAAGGGAUGAGAGAGGGGUUUAAAUCGGCCGGGCUCAAAGUCCUUGAAAUGCAUGCGGACGGUGAUCACGAUGAGUUGUGGGAGAAAGGUGAUCGGUUGGCGGAGAUUAUCCACGAGAUGGUUACGAUGUUGUAA
Rhinocladiella mackenziei CBS 650.93 is the source of this 990-nucleotide messenger RNA. RefSeq lists its product as uncharacterized. Gene Ontology annotation, molecular function: arylformamidase activity. Lineage: Eukaryota; Fungi; Ascomycota; Eurotiomycetes; Chaetothyriales; Herpotrichiellaceae. The record is from RefSeq and is a predicted model, not a curated record. Bases 1 to 990 code for a protein of 329 amino acids. The transcript has a single exon.